UCAAACAUGGCAAAUCUGGCUCGAUUUUGAGUUUUGACCCUGAUUAUCAUAAAAUAUAACAGCAAUAUGGUGGUUUAAACAAUCAAAUCAAUAUGGAAUUCAGUUUUAAUAUAAAUUAUCUCCUUGCUGAUACGAUUACUAAGUUAGAUUGUAAUGUGUCUCCUGCAAGAAGAAAUGCUGAAGGGUACAAUCACCAUACGUUGCGGUCUCAAUUACUUGAAGUUAUUGACCGAAUGGGAGAGGCAUCAUCCAAGGCACAGGGUCUGUACAAUGUGAUCACCACUGGCAGAAAACUGCAACUAUCAGAACAUCAUCUCUAUAUUAUGAAAGAUGCCAACGGAAAUGGAGGGAAAGGUGCAGUCGUCGGUAUUUUAAAGAUCGGACCUAAAAAGUUGUUUGUGUACAGUCACCAUGGGGCGGUGCACGAGAUGGAGCCCAUGUGUGUGCUUGAUUUCUACGUGCACGAGUCCAGACAGCGUAUGGGGUGUGGCCGUAAACUGUUUGAUUUUAUGAUACAGGACAUUGGCGUUACCCCGGUCCACCUCGCUAUCGACAGGCCAUCAUUCAAGUUCAGCCAAUUCUUGAGCAAGCAUUACAACCUUCGAGCAGAGAUCCCUCAAGUCAACAACUUUGUUGUGUUUGAAGGAUUCUUUAGUAAUAGACCAGAAACUGGCGGCAAGAAAAGGCCAGGUCAAGGACGACCCCCAGUUGGCCGGAGAAGAGACCCAUGGGUGCAUUAUAAUGAUCUCCAAGAGAAUGUAUUUGAUGAUGGGUACCAGCGCUCCAACACUUACGCAGCGUACAAUGGACGACCACCUCUUCCACCGACCAAUCAGAACACAGGACAGGGAUCAUCCCACUUUGUGACCAAUCACAGUGGAGGUCAAGGGACAACUAGUCAUUUAAAUGGUCACGGUAGUCGACCACCGUCAGGAUCAUCUGUUAAAACAAGGAGCGCCAGUGUUUUGUCUACAGCAAGGAGAGAAGUGGGCGAGUACAGCCGGAAUGGGCAACUAAAGCCACUAGCCAUUGAGGACAUUGACGUGAGAAGUGAUUCUAGAAAUGUGACUGCCCAGGAACUAAUAAACAAGGGACACCAAAUGUACAGUCGCCAUAGAAACACGGGGGAUACUCCCAUUGGCUCAAUACAGGGAUCACGACCUUCAAGUGGAAGUGUGCCUAUAAAUAGAGACAUUACAUUGAAUGGUGUACCAAAUAGAAAUAAUAAUUCAGAGUAUAAAGAAUCAUCUUUAAAACGAACUGCAUCUGCUAACGAUGCUUAUAAUUUAAAUUUACAUCAAGAAUACCAAGGUCGGCGAGGACAUUUACGGACAAGAAAUGUUGAUGAACAUAUAAGAAACCCAUUCCUUGCCCCUGGAGAAGAUCUUCCAAAAACCGUGUUACCAUGGAAACCAUCUAUUUAUGAGGACCAGAAGACCUGGACAGUCUUCGACAAGGAACCAAGCUACCUUUCAAUAGCAUCUAGAAACUACACACAUACCAGGCUUUGGUGACCAAUGGCCUUUUGUAAGGGCAAGCAAGCCUUUCUUGUCUGUAUGGCCAAUAUGUUUUGAUAGGUUAUACUUUUGUACUGUCUUUGACUUUGUAUGAUUCUUUUGUCAAUGUUUCAAAGUGGCUGUAAAAUAGAAAUCAAUUUAAAGUUGUAAUAUGUAAAUUAAUGAUAAAUCAUUCAGUCUACACAAUUCAAAUUGCUAGAAGACAUUUGGAAUCGGCCAUUUUACUGACAUUGGGAAUUCCAGUUUUGACUGGAAACAAAAAAAUGAUAACAUAAUAAGAAUACAUUUCAAGAAAUUGAUUUUUUUCUUUUACUGCAACACAUAUAUAUGGGUAAGCAGAUGAUAGUCACUGAUUACAAUUAGAGAUUCAGUUUUGUUGGUAUUUCUGUGUGAAUUUAUAACUGAAUUAUAUCAAUAUUAUUAUAUAAAUUCUAGUACCUGCGUUCUUUAUCAAGUACUGAAUUUUCCGAAAAUAUUAUUUUAAGUAAACAUCUUAUUUGUUUUCACAAAGUGUAUGAAAUGUUGCAUAUGGCUUGAUUUAAGUGUAUGUGAAAGGAUAUUUUAAAACUGAUCUGUGAUAAAAAAAUUUAUUCACCUGUGAUUUUUUACGGCCAGGGAACUAUAAGGACUUUAGCUGAUUUGUUUUUUUUUGAAGAAAAAUGUUUUGAUAGUCUCGUUGUCAGUGCCAUGCAAACCCUUCAACAUUGGUCAUUCAAAAAAUCGGCAAAAGAAACAUUGGGAACAUGUUGCCGAAGACAAAACACACUAGGAAAGAAAGGCCCAUAACUCUUGCUAUAAUUAUUAUCAUGUUAUGCUCCUUGUUCAAACAGAGAAAAAAAAAGACAAACAUUGGCAUUCGCUCAAUGGUACUCUUGUAAGAAAACAGCAACAGACAAGCAUGACAUUUGCUGUGCUCUUGUUAGAAAAAAUCCUGUUAUUUUUUUUAGAUAUUUAUAUAGGCUUUAAACAAAUGAAGGAAACUUUCUAGUUAUCAUUUCCUUCAUAGAGAAGUGGCCAUGUCUGACGUUCUUAGUUCAUCUAUGAGGCCAUGGAUAAAGGAGUAAAAAUGUGUAUCUCUGAAGGAAAGGACAUUUUGUUAUUUAGUCAAGUAUCUUUGUUAGCUCUGAUGAAUGCAAAUGAAGGCUCUUUAAUUAUUUGUAAACUAUUUAUUAAUAAAUAUGUAAUAGUUUAGUUAGAAAGUAUUUCACUUGUUAAUUAUUUGGACCUUCCAUGCAUUUUUUUAGAAUGUCUUUCAGGUUUUUGAUCAAGCAUUCCAAGUUAGGAGUAUUUUACCCAGUAGUUACAUGUAGGUUGUAGAAAGCCAUGUCAAAAUAUUUAGGUAGAAAUUCCAAUACAUUCAACUUGGAAGGUAUGAACAAUCUGAGAAGCAGCCCAUGAAGUAACAUUUUUAAGGCCAAUAUCUGUAUUAUGCAGUUAUACUUAGAAUAGUUUAUUUUUGUCAAUUAACUUUAGAAAAUUUUAAUGCUGUGAGGUCCUUGUUUCGAUAACAGAACAGAAAAAAAGUUAAUUGGGACUUAAUGCAACAAAGCAUCUUGUCAUAGAUAUAAACAUGUGUACAACAAGUGAACUUUAACAAAAUAUCAUUCAAGCAAUCAUCUUAAAAUGUAGUCAAUAUUUAUGACAUGGCCAUCUUGUCAUGUGACCACAAUUAAGUUUUAUUAUAAUUUAUUUCCGGGCAAAAAAGGGUCCCUAACUAGUAUAUAUACUAGUAUUAAAUGUAGAUUUUUAAUAAGAAUUAAUUGUACUGCCUCAUGUAUGUGUAGAUUUAAGCGUUUUUACUGCCAGAUAUAUUUUUGAUUAUAUUGUAUACUUUAGCAUAUAUAUGUAUAUGUAAAUCAUAGACUUUGUACCUAUCCUACAAAUCACUCCAUAAACAGUUUAUUUUAGCCAGUAAGAAGUAAACAGAGUAAACAGAUAAACGUAUUUGAAUACCUUCUCCACAUGGUUAUGUGUAUUAUUGCACUUAUAUAAAUAAUUUUACUGUGAAAUUAUUAUUCUAUGGUAUACAUGUAGUUAUGCACCAGUCAAUUGUAACCACGGCACCCCCCAGGUCCGGGGGUAAUACCAGGGAUAGCUGGGGAAAUGGGCCGUGUUUUUACCUUUCAGGUGGCCCCGCAAUGCUGGGUGAAUGCGGUGUUUUUGUCUUUCGCGCAAGAGUUAGCGGGAAAUGGGCCUUACCUAGGGUCCCUGGGGUGCGGGGGCAUUUGGCAGGGAUUUUACCAUCAGUUCAUCUCUGUAGGGCGGGGAUUUUACCCGGGGUUGGCUGGACCAAAAGUCAAUGUCCACGCUAUUCCCUGGACCUGUGGGGGGGAGGGCGUGGUUACAAUUGACUGGUGCAUUACUGUUCUGUUGCAAGUGUGAAAAUUUCAAUUAUUAAUUUGUAACACUAAGCAUGUUUUUCCAUGUUUGUCUUGAAGUGUUUUCAUUGUGUAUAUUAAAGUAAAAGAUGUUAUUUUAUCAUUAGAUUUGUAUGUCAUAAGACUUGUAUGUCAUAAGACUGGGACGCAUAUAUUUAUCAUAUUUCGUAAACAAAAAUUGUCCGCAAUUGUGCCAGAUUUUUUGAAAUUUAUCCAAAAUUGUUAUUUUGAUACAGUUAAAGAAUGUUUUUUUGUGUGUUCAAAGCAAUGCAAAAGAUUUGGAUAUUGUUGUACAUUAAAUUUUGGUAUAUUUAUCUACAUCAAAUCUGUGUAAAAAUGCUUACUUUUGGAAUGCUUGCUUUUCCAAACAUAGCGCUAAACAUAUGUCAACUACAGUCUAUUAUCAUCAUUAUAAGUAACGGAUUAAUCCUGGUGAGAUCUUAAAACUACAGAUUAUUGUACACUUGUUAAGAUUGUUUUUUCUCUGCUAUUUGCAUCAGUAAUAAGUACAUUAAAAUGAAUAAAAAUGACUAAGGAAACAUUUUCAUAACGGGAUCAUAGCCCCUUUACCCCAUUCUCAUUCAUCAGAGGUUCGAUCGUGAUAAAAUCUAGUGGUACGUCACUCAGGUGAAAUGUACGUCACUCAGGUGAAAGGUACGUCACUUGGGUGAAAGGUAUGUAACUCUGGAUAACGAGAAUGCUUUACCCAGCUUUGGACAUAAAUCACUCAUACACAAACACUGAUGCUUGUAAUUUUUCAGGAUUGACGAUAAUCAGCUGUGUCAGGACCAGUAUAUGUGAAUGUCUGGCAAAAAGUUAUUGUUAAAAUGUCUACAGGUGUCACCCCCAAUUAAGGUCUACUUAUUUAUGUAGACCUGAUAUUUUCAAUUAUUACAUUUGUGCCAGCAAAUCAAAUUUACAUCAUGAUAGUCUUCUUUAUAUAAUAUAAUCAUCAUCAUCGAAAUAUUUAAUUAUGCGUGUAUAUCAGACAUGAACAAGUUUUAGUGUAGCUAAGUGCUUUUGGUUUGCAAUAUUAGUAUUUGAUUUGAUGCAAUUUUUCAUAUUUUUGUAUUAUUCUCAUUAAAUUACAAUAAGUGUACUUCACAUUGAAUUAUAAUAACAGCAGCUUGAGACUUAUACUUGUGUUUUGCACUACAGUUGAGCCGCAUUGGGUCGAACUCACUUGGCUUGAAUUCCUUAUUGGCUCAAAUUGAAUGUUAAGGAAUAAUCUUUAUACGCUUAAUGUAAUUAUUCCCGCUUGGCUUGAAUUAUCCAAGGCUCGAGGUAUUUUUGCCAGUUCCUGGGAGUUUAAACCAAUGGGAUUCGACUGUAUUUGUUUUUGCACUGAAAAUACUUCUAAAUUGCAUUUGUAAACAAAUUUUCUCCAGUCCUUUCUUCGAUGAAUUAUGGUUCACAAUUAGUUGUUUUCCAUCAUUUAUGUUCAUGUACUUCUGUAUAAAAACAAUUCUUUUCUAUUCUGUAAUUGGAAGUGUAAGACAAAAGAUGUAUCAUGGUAUUUAUCACAUUUUAAGUAGGAACGAUGUGUGUGUGUAAUAAUAUUUUAAAUAUUCUUUAAGAAAUAGUUGCGGCACUCACAACCAGAGAUUUUUGAGAUUAUUAUUGAGCACAGUGUGGUAAAUAACUUCAUUAACUAGUUUGCGGGUGAUGUUACUCAAAGGUCAGCGUGUGGUUUAAAGGUAUAGCAUUGUACUAUCUGCAUGGUAUUUAUAGAAUGAUUUAGGCCCAUUCUACAUGUUAAUGUUUCAAUAUGGGAGUUAAUGUGUUGACAAAAGGAAGAAAAACAGCCUCAAACAUAGUUAAAAAAGAAUGCAAGGUCUGUUUUCAUGUUGUUUUUUCUGGUUUCAGCCGAGUUGUUGAGAACUAAUUUUCAUGACACCAUUUUUUAAAUAUUGAAAAAGAUUGCAAAUAUCGAACCUCACAAAAUCUAAGCAACUGUUAGUGUACUUUUGUUAAGAAUAACGUACGGUAGCAUUUUGUAUUUUAUUCAAGUAUUGGUUAGACCUAUUUGAGUGGAUAUAUAGAGAGAGUAAAGCAGGUUUGUCUUGAAUUAUUUCAUCAUAAAUAAUAUUAUUUAAUCAUUAAUUGCUAGUCUGUCAGUGAUCAUUUGUUACAAUGUGUUGGAAAUGUUGAAAUAUUUGUUUGAAUAAUUGUGCCUUAAAGCUGCACUCUCACAGAUUGAACGUUUUUUUUUCUUGGAACUAUCCAAUGUAUGUGAAAAUGCAGAUAAACAAAAAAUUAGUCACAUAUUUUUCUAUUUACUGUAAGUUCAAAAACUGAUGUUUUGUGCAUUUUUCUUAAACUGUUAGUAACGCUUUAAGCCAUAAAACAUUAGUUUUCGAUCUGAAAUAUGAAAAUCUGCCAUCUAAUAUUUUUUCAGCAGUCUUUUAUCAAAGUAAAAAUUUGCUCUUUCCAAGACAAAAAAUAAAAAAAGUUUUAAAAACGGUAUAUCUGUGAGAGUGCAGCUUUAAAUGUUAAAUUUGACAACAGCACUGUUAGGAUAAUGCUUAAUGAUUUAAUACAUGCAUUGCACAGAUAAUUAUACAGUCGAACCCCAUUGGUUCGAACUCGCUUGGCGCGAUUUCCUCGUUGGCUCGAACUGGUUGUAAAGGACCGACUGUUUCUAAUUAAUGUAAGCAUAACUGCUUGGCUCGAAUUUCCCGAGGCUCGAUGUAUUUUCGCCGGUCCCUGGUGGUUCCAGCCAACGGGGUUUGACUGUAAAGCAUAAUUAUUAUUUAUUUUUUAUUCAAUUAAUUAUAAGAAUGUACAUGCAUGUUUUAUUUAUUUGAAUAAAUUAUCAUAAAAUGGAA
Molecule: messenger RNA, 6723 nt
Organism: Mya arenaria
Lineage: Eukaryota; Metazoa; Mollusca; Bivalvia; Myida; Myidae
Product: alpha-tubulin N-acetyltransferase 1-like
Exons: 11
Coding region: 93-1514 (473 amino acids)
Biological process (GO): alpha-tubulin acetylation
Cellular component (GO): microtubule
Molecular function (GO): tubulin N-acetyltransferase activity
Source: RefSeq, a predicted model, not a curated record